This is a messenger RNA of Penicillium malachiteum, 1767 nucleotides long. RefSeq lists its product as uncharacterized. The transcript is spliced from 3 exons. The record is from RefSeq and is a predicted model, not a curated record. Lineage: Eukaryota; Fungi; Ascomycota; Eurotiomycetes; Eurotiales; Aspergillaceae. Gene Ontology annotation, biological process: meiotic cell cycle; positive regulation of transcription by RNA polymerase II. Gene Ontology annotation, molecular function: DNA binding; DNA-binding transcription factor activity. Bases 1 to 1767 code for a protein of 588 amino acids. Gene Ontology annotation, cellular component: nuclear chromosome.
AUGGACUGCCCGGUCACUACGGAAGGUGACUAUAUCAGCUCCCAUGUGACAGGGUUUCCUACCGACGAGGACGAUCAGCGAGUCGGAGGGCUCGCCUCUAUGCCUGUCACCAACGGUGUGCGGUACCACGCACAGCAGCCUGCGAUGCAGGACUUACACUACUCCGGCUCUUCUGCUCUUGCUAUGACACCUACAGAUUCUGGCUCCGGUAUGGCUUCUUCUUCGAGUGGCAACUUGGAUGUUAGCCCUCGUGCUGAUCCAUCCUGGUAUUUAACAGACUCUUUUUCUCCAACCUCUGGUCCUAUAUUCCCCUACUUGUCUCAGCAGCAACAUCAUUUUGAUCGUCUGAACGAUUUUCGACGUGGUCUCCCUCUUCAACCUCCAGCCGGCAUGUCAACCACCAUUCAAACACCAUCCCAUGGGGUUAGCUCCCUCUCGACCCUUAUGGGACGAAAUAAUGCCUAUUCAUCCUCUUAUGCUUUGCACAGAGGAAUGGGCUUGCCACUUGCAGGAGUUAAUGACGUUUCUCGGUCUCACCAAUACUCCGGCACACCUCGAGCUCUGGAUGGGGUCUUGGAUCGAUCACAGACUAUCUUCCAGCAGCCAAUGGUGGAAUCUUCACAACGAUCUUCAACCCAAGUUGAAGCCCCACCUUUCAACGAUACCAACAUCCUCGAGUCGAUCGUGGCAGACUAUGGAGGCAGCCAGACAAGAGUCAAUCCAGAGAUUCAAGCCAAGAUUGGACGCGGCUUUUUCGCAUCCGAUGGAAAAUGGACCUGCUAUCGUCGUAACUAUUUCGCCGUUACCUGCAGUUUCAGCCUCUCGCCAUGGCCCGCAUCUGUGCCUCUAUACGUUCGACAAGAGAAUGGAAAUCUAGCACCUAUCCGAGGAUUCCAGAUGUCUAUUUCUGCGAUUGUGAACGAAUCCUAUACCGAGACCCGCGAACUUGUUCAACACACACCCAAACGCGACAAGCAAUCCGAGCGAAAACCAGGUCCCGUACCUCUAAACCCUUCUCCACCACCUUCUCUCGCCGCCAGCUCUACAGGAAAUGGCACGCACUCUAGCUUCCCACUUAACUCGCAGUCUCUAGACUACAACGCCUCUUUCUCCGGUGCACCUCAACCCUGCGCACCUCCGACCUCGCACAUGUUUGAGCGAAUCCAAUUCCAGAAAGCGACCGCCAAUAACGGCAAGCGCCGCGCUCAGCAGCAAUAUUACAAUCUAGUGGUGGAGCUGCAUGCAGAGGUCUCUGAUCCCGUGACUGGAGAGUCCGAGCCCGUUUUGAUUGCGCGCCGUCAUUCCGACCGAAUGGUUGUACGAGGCCGUUCGCCUGGACAUUACAAGGACGGCAGACGUGACAGUACAGCGAGCAUGGGGCCGGAUGGAAGUAGUGGGGAUGGGAAUGGUGGCGGCCUCCCUCACGCAAUGGGUCAGUCUGCACGUUCACACCUCCUGAUGUACGACUCGACUCACGGAGGUGCGCUUCCGUACGGCAGAACGGAUUAUCGUCAGAUGCAGACAGCUGAGCACUCACCUCUGAGUGAUAGUCCUCUUGUCUCGUCUUCGUCGUCUUCGGGCUUUGAUCAUUACAUGAUGAAUGAAGGUACUAUGGAUCCUAUGGAUACUUUGAAAAGUGAUCCAUAUCAAGAUCCUUUCACUGGGGUUUCUAGUCAUCAUCGUCACAGUACUGGUGGUUACGAUCCUGUUUACUCGACCUAUGGACGUUAUGACCCGAUUCAGAACUCGCAUAGCCUAUGCACUUAG